Messenger RNA from Gryllus bimaculatus (two-spotted cricket), 515 nucleotides. NCBI's taxonomy places the organism in Eukaryota, Metazoa, Arthropoda, Insecta, Orthoptera, Gryllidae. The record is from the annotation of a GenBank genome assembly.
CGGGUUUCGGUGGGCGACGCGUCGGGCGGGCGUGGUCCCACGGCGAACGGCCGCCGGGACGCCGCGCCGCGAAGACCCUAUAAAAGCCCGGCCGCCGCCGGCCGCCGCCAGUUCCUCUUGCCACGAGAAACACGCACUUUGCAUCCACCAUGAAGGUCAUCGCCGCCGUCCUCUGCCUGGCCGCCGCCGUCAGCGCUGGCGUCGUCGCCCCCGCCACCACCCUGGUGCGCACCCCCAGCCUGGACUCCGCCGUCAUCCAGUCCGACCGCGUCGGAGGCAACUUCGCCUACAGCACCGUCGAGGGCCACGCCUACGCCGCCGUCUCCCCCGUCGUGCAGAACGUGGUGCAGCCCGUCGGCGUCUCCUACACCGCCCACCAGGUGCCCGUCGGCGUCGCCUACUCCGCCCCCGCCGCCGUCGCCGCCUACCCCUACGGCGCCUACCCCUACGCCACCUCCUACGCCGCCCCCUACGGCAUCCCCGCCGGCAGCGGGCAUAUUAUUUUGGAGCUGUAG